This is a messenger RNA of Moneuplotes crassus, 1323 nucleotides long. Lineage: Eukaryota; Ciliophora; Spirotrichea; Euplotida; Euplotidae. The record is from the annotation of a GenBank genome assembly.
AUGUCGAAGGGAAGACCAAGAAAACUGAACCAAAUGGACCAGUUCCACAGAGCAAUGACGAAAGGAUCUGCUGAUUUUUCAAGAAAAGAGCAAAGUGAAGAAUAUCAAAUAGUACACCCAAAUGCACCAGAGUUUCAUCUUACUGUCCCAAAAAGUAAUAAUCUGCCUCCUCCAAAGAUCCCUGUUGAUAUGCCAUUUCCAAAAUAAGUCACGAACAAAGAAGCAAAAGGAGACUAAUUAUAACCCUUAUCAAGACUAUUUCACUGCAUGAAAGUCUCGUAAUACUCUUACCAGAGGUUCCAAGACAAGGCCAAAUUUCAACGAUAAAUAUGCAACAGGGCUCAAAUAUUCGAGCUUGUUCUCAGAAAACCUGAUGCACUCACUAGAUAUGACUUAUUCCAUCCAGGAUUCUGAUUUCUCCCUGACCAGAGACCUUUGCAUAAACAGCUCAGACGAGGUCAUAUUUGAAUGCAAAUCAAAAAUGAUGGAAAGCCUUAAGAAGAAAGCUAGAGAAAUUAAAAGAGACAGUAAAAGGAAGAAGAAUAAGUAUGCCAGAGAUAUCGCCACUAAUAGUAAAUCUAAAAAGACCAUCUCAGUUGUGGAAUUCAUGAGGAACUUAAAUAAAAACCAAAUCCAUCAUUACUGCUAUAUGUUGUCAAAGAAUGGGGAUUUUCUGAAAAAGUCAUCUUCGGUUAACCUGGUCAGAAAGCAAGCAGUCUUAUGCUGUUGAGCCCUCUAGGAAACUUGAAUUACUGAUGAAAAAUACCAAAUUGUCCCACAAGGGUACUAAUAUCUAGCAUAAAUAACACUUUUGGAUCAAAGAAUCAUAAAUCAAUUUCUCUAAAAAGGAAAACAACCACUCUAAGCUCAACAGUGAAGAAAGGAGACAGAGCGAACAUGAGGCCAACUCUGUACCAUCCAUCAGAGAUGAUCCUUGAAAGUAGCGACUCAGACAACAGUCUUUCUAGUUCCUUCAAAGAUAGCAGUGAAGAAGAGGCGGUUGACAAGGAGAGUGUUGAAGAUAGGAAAAUAUUAGAUAAACUCAUUAAGUCACAAAACUCCAAGCUGAAGAAUCAGUUCAAACUUAUCAAAAGAGAAGCAAAAGAUCUUGAAGAUAUCAGAUUACUCAGGAGCAGUUUCUUGAAGGAGAAAGAAAAUCUUGAGAUAAGCAUGAAGAAAAAUUAUCAAAGACAGAAAGUGAUAAACAGCAUUCUAGAGACAUGUAAGCCAUAUUUUGUAGAGCCAAGAUAUCUCAGAAUCAGGAGAAAGUUAGCAAGAAUGGGUAUUUCUUCAACUCCAGAGCCUUAGAAAUCAAUAAUUUCC